Paramecium sonneborni is the source of this 333-nucleotide messenger RNA. The record is from the annotation of a GenBank genome assembly. NCBI's taxonomy places the organism in Eukaryota, Ciliophora, Oligohymenophorea, Peniculida, Parameciidae.
AUGGCUAUGUUGUUUUUGAUGAACAAAAAGUUGAAUAAAAAUUAAGUAAGAUUAUUAUAAAUAAAGAAUCUGUAUCAUGAAUCAUUAAAAGCUUCUCUAUUUUCAGGAUUAUGUAUUUCUAAAAACCAUACUUAAAUGAAUACGGAUAGGCAGUACGGUCUAUUGUUAUGGCUAAUGAGAUUUAUAUUCUGUCUUUAAUAUCUCGUUAUGGCAAUAAAAGUUUAGUGGAAUUCAAACCUAAAAAGCAGACAAAAUGUUCAUUUAAUUUUUAGUUUACAUUUUAAAUAGUUUUAAAAUCUAAUUAUAAUUUUUUUUCCUCCAAAGAUCGAGUGA